AUGAUUCGUACAUUAAAACCCCGAGCAUUUGGGCCUCAAACCAGAACAAUCUUCAAGAGAUAUGCUUCUGGAGGGAAAGUCGAAGAGCUUGUUAACUUGAAGCAAUUCAACCAAUACAUUGGAUCCAAAGACAAGGUUUCAGUGAUUGACUUCUAUGCUACAUGGUGUGGACCAUGUAAGAUGUUGGAGCCUAUAUUUGCCACUUUGGCCGACAAGAUCCCCGAGGUUCAGUUCGGAAGAGUUGAUGUUGACAAAGCUCAAGAUGUGGCCAUGGAAUUUGGUGUUAGUGCAAUGCCUACCUGUAUCUUCUUCAAAAGCGGGGAGAAAGUUGAUACCAUUGUUGGAGUGAAUCCGCCCAAGUUACUUGAGUUGAUCCAGAAGCAUGGAGAAGUUGAUCUUAAUGGCAGAUAA
Molecule: messenger RNA, 411 nt
Organism: Lizanozyma spartinae
Lineage: Eukaryota; Fungi; Ascomycota; Pichiomycetes; Serinales; Debaryomycetaceae
Gene: TRX3
Product: mitochondrial thioredoxin
Exons: 1
Coding region: 1-411 (136 amino acids)
Molecular function (GO): protein-disulfide reductase activity
Source: RefSeq, a predicted model, not a curated record